Etheostoma spectabile (orangethroat darter) is the source of this 1698-nucleotide messenger RNA. RefSeq names its product nurim (gene nrm). The coding region runs from base 99 to 923 and encodes 274 amino acids. Gene Ontology annotation, cellular component: nuclear membrane. The transcript is spliced from 4 exons. Lineage: Eukaryota; Metazoa; Chordata; Actinopteri; Perciformes; Percidae. The record is from RefSeq and is a predicted model, not a curated record.
UGUCAAUAUUCGGUAUUACCACCAACUCCUCUCCCGGAAGAAACCCAAAUCACUGUCUAUGUGUGGAACUUGGUAAAUGAAGAUUAACGCUGAUUGAAAUGGCGUCAGUCACAGUACGUGGCUGGGCUCUCUGGACCGUGUCUCUGCUCAACUUUGCGUUUGUUUCCAUAUCCGGUGCAGACUUCAUUCGGUUUAUAUCAUUUCGAGCCAUUUACCACAACAUCACCGGGGAGACGACACUCUGUCAGGACUCCAUACCGUGGUCGGUGGCUCUGCAGGACAGCUCUGUCCUCGGGUCUCUUGUUGUGGAUUUGGGGCUGCUGGCUCUCUUCAUCACACAGCACAGUCUGCUGGCCUGGUCCCCUGUCAAACAGGCCCUCCAGUCAGUGAUGGGGGCCCUGAACAGGACCGCAUACUGCUUUACUACAGUGCUGGCACUCCAGAUCUUGAUGCGUUACUGGCAGCCUGUGACUGGCGCCCCCUGUCUGUGGUCAGUGCGUCAUGCACCCUGGAGUAUCUGGUUCCCUCUGCUCUGCUUCAGUCUGCACUUCCUCUGCUGGGCAAUCAUCUGCAGCAUCCUCAUGAUCUUUGACUACCCUGAACUGCUGGGCAUCAAGCAGGUCUAUUACAAUUGUCUCGGUUUAGGGGACCCCCUGUCCUAUAAGUCACCUGGUGCUCAGCGCCUCCUGUCUCACCUCCGCCACCCAGUGUGCGUGGAGCUGGGCGUGGUGCUGUGGCUUCUGCCAGCGUUAUCCCUGGACAGGCUCCUGCUGGCGGGGACUCUGUCGACCUAUCUGGCCCUGGCACACUCUCUGGACAAACAGGAUGUCAGCUACCUCUGCGUCCAGCUUAACAGCAAGCUGCAGCUCUUUGCCGAGCUGCACCAUGGCAGCUCUGUCACCAGCGACCACAAGGACAGGUGAAGCGAAGGUGCUCUUACUGCUGCGAUGGGAAGCUGGCUGCUGUUUUACAAUUAGUAGAAACUGAGUUCUCAAUAAGCCGGGUUAUCUGCUGCGCUAAAUAAUGAUGACACUGCUCGACACUGUUUUAUGUUUUCUUUUCACUGUGUAUGAGAUUUCAUGGAGAUUUUAUUCUUACAUUUGAUAACACAAACUACUGAGAAUAUUUCUAUAUAUUCUGAUUGAAUUAUAGGAACAGAUUCUCCUAAAUAUAUGGAGAGUUUUAUUGCAAAAAAAACCCAAUGUGUCAAAUGUAUUUUUAUUUGCAACAUUUUGCAAUAAAACUCAAUUUAGUUUGUAUUACAGUGAAUUUAUUUUGUUUAUCAUACAGUAUAUUUUUUAUAGGCAUGUUAGGUUCCAACUGCAGGUACAAUGUAUUUCUCUGCCCACUUAUUUUCAAGUUCAAUUGUCCUUGAAAAAGAAAGUGCCACUGAGGUUUCACACUGUCAAAAAACACAAAAAUGCAGCCUCCAUUUUCUGAAUUUGCAGCUAUAAUGAAUAACAAAUUGCAUUUCUAAGAUUAUGAAUGUAUUUCCUCAAUUGCUUUAUGUUAUGUUGGGGACACAUCAACACUAUCGUCAUGAACAAAGUGAAUACAGUUGGUAUUUCAAACGUCAAAUUACUGUAAUCUUUGAUUUAACAUGUAUGCUAGUAUUAGUUGUCUGCAUUGUGUUCACUGUAAUGACAAAAAGAACUAUUUUCAAGACCAUGUUGAAUAAAUGUGAUAAGCUGUAUACUG